Prorocentrum cordatum is the source of this 766-nucleotide messenger RNA. NCBI's taxonomy places the organism in Eukaryota, Dinophyceae, Prorocentrales, Prorocentraceae. The record is from the annotation of a GenBank genome assembly.
CCUGCUUCUCCUCGACUUGGCCGCUGGGAACUGAUUUGUCCACCCACCAGCAUGCUCGCCCCUUCUUCUUCUUCGUCGUCGUCGUCGUCGUUGUCGCCAUCGUCGUCCUGCCUAUAUCUGCCCGCCGUGCGCGCGACCCGCAGCUGAUGAUCCGCCGCGUUGGCGAUCACGAGGCGUACUCCGCCCUGCGGGCGUCGGAGCUGGGGGACGGCACGUUGGAGGCCCGCGAGCUUGAGGACGCGAUGGCGUACGUGAAGGUGUACGAGCAGCCGGGCAGGCCGCUGCUGGUGCAGCAGAACGACAGCAUCGUGAAGAAUCACAGCAUCGGACUGUACGACGGGUGCAAGAACGCCGUCGAGGAGAGGAGGGACCACUUCGACGCGCAGUGUCUGUGGAGGCUGCUGCCUGGCGCGCCCAAGGGCCCCGGGGAGCCGCGCGCGGCGGCGGCCCGGGUAUCCGAGUGGCUUGCGCGAGGACGGCGAUGGCGGCGUACGAAAGAUGGCGGAACGAGCUGACCAGCGACCGCCAGCCUGCCUGCCCGGUCCGGGCCUGGCCAGCUGCCUGCCCAGUCCGCGCACACCUGCCUGUGCCUGUCGGCUCAAGCAACCGCUGGACAGCGGCAGCGGAGGCAGGGCCAGAGGCGGGGGUUCAGGGAGGCUUCGCGCGCGGGCAGCUCCGCAGCGGCGCAUUUUAAAAUCUGCGGCUGUCGCGGUACAGUAGUCGCGAUUUGUUUCAUCGUUUCGUCGAGCGCGGGAUUGUCACCCAC